UCCUUUAACGGAAAACAAAAGAUCUAGGAAAUAGCUCAAUUUUGAUAACUGAUAGCUUUUUUAUUGCAGUUUGCAAUCUUUUAUUAAGAAAGCAAUUAAUUUAGUAAGAUUUUAAUUAAAUUUGCAAGUUUCUUUUCAAGUUCAUUAAUCUUGAAGUUACAGAUUAUUUUAAAAUUGUGAAAUUUUAAGCUUUUGUUUUUAAUUCUUUUUAAGUUUCUAAUUUUGGUGUGAAGAGACCAAAAUGGACGGUUUUUACGAUCUAUGGUCAACUCGUCGAAUCUUUCAACAUGAUCAGCAUGAUAAGUCUUUAUGUUUGGAUCAUUUAACCAAGGAUUUGGAAGAGUCAUUUGUUAAAAAGAACGAAAUUCGAAAUCCUGGAGUUUCAGAAAUCGAUUUGGUGCAACAACCAUCAUUGAACAAACUACCUGUUGACUGUUUUCCCUCUCAAACUACCUCAAAACCAACUCGAGCUAUUCGAGGAGCAAAGUAUAAUGACAAUAAAUUAUAUGACCAGGUUUGGCAAGAGUGUAUUUCCAUGAAACCAGAUUAUCUCAAAGAUAUCGUUAAAGCGAUUCGUGAGUUAAAAUUUGAUCCAGCUAAUAAUGUAUCCAAUGGGUCAGUGACGACUGACAACAUAGGAAAUCGUUUUUCUCAUCGUCUUCCUGGGAAAUAUUCUCAACAUGGACAUAAAAAACAAUCUAAUUUCGGUGAUCAAAGAUCUAAAAUAAGACAUACAAAUUAUUCAUUAGGAUCAAUGCAAGUCUCGAACCGAAAAUACUGAAUUUUUUGGCAUUUUGCAAAAGAUCCUUCAUUACCGCUCAAUCUCGAUGCAAUGGGAUGGCAAUUUUUAAUUUCCAGUGGAACCAAAAGUUUUAAUGUAUCAAUUUGGGAGGAUCAAAAUAAAGAAAUCAUUGGUUUUUAAUGUUUUAAUCAAGAGUUUUAAAGAUACGAAUCACACAUAAUUUGGUUGACUUUAAUUUUUUCGACUAAAUAUGUUCACUAUACAAUGCAAAAGAUUUAUCAUUAUGAUACAUAAAUAAUUGACUAAAAUCUAAUUUUUGAUAGAUUAGAAAAAAAGAAAGACUUGAUUUGUUGUAAUUCAACAAAAAUUGUACAAUAAAUUAAAGUUAUAAAUAAGUUUGACUUGUACAGCGCUCAUAAGACUGUAUAUCAGUUAAACUCUGGUUCCACAAUAAAGUUUCUCCGUUAAUUAUGA
Messenger RNA from Tetranychus urticae (two-spotted spider mite), 1216 nucleotides. RefSeq lists its product as uncharacterized. The record is from RefSeq and is a predicted model, not a curated record. Lineage: Eukaryota; Metazoa; Arthropoda; Arachnida; Trombidiformes; Tetranychidae.